AAAAUUAUCCGCGAAGAAAAGGAUCAGUGAAAAAAUGGUUUGCUCAUGUGCGUCGCGUUGUGAAAAGAUGGGUCCAGUAAAUACAACCCAAUGAGAAAGCAAAAGAAUUAAACAACAAUCAGCCUAACCUAAAGCUUGGUCAAGGCAUGGAAAUAAUGAAUGUGAGAGAUCCAACACGGGGCGUCUCUCAACAUGAGCAGAAGAUCCCCAAGACCUCGGAGGUCCUGGCGCCGAGCCCUCAGGGGGACAGUAUGUUGUCCUCCAUGUCCGUCAUGGAUCAUGAUGGACAGAUGGACGGACAGACAGAUGACCAGGUGACGCAAGUUUCCGGCUUAGUAAGCAAACACAAUGACACACACAUCUCCGAUGAUAUCUACGAAUCCAGAGGGUCUGAAGGUGGAUUGUCUGAAUCUAAAGAUUCUGGAUAUGGAUUAAGACUGGAAAAAAAUGAACUGGGAUCUCCUAGAGCUCCAAACAAGAAGAAACUCCUUCGGAAUUCGCAGGCAAACAUGUACCUACCAAAGAUCCCUGGUCAAAAACACUCAAAACUUGGUCAGGAGACGAAACUUAAAGCAUCCAAGAAGAUCCAGCCCCUGAAUGCACGAAGCAAGGCUCAGGAUGAAAUAGACUUGGAUGUGAAUCCUGAAUCUGUUCCCUUCCUACCUCAGAACUUCAUGUCAUCCACAGUGUUGAAGAAAAUAGCUGUUCCAAAGCGUCAUUUAGACACUUUUGGAGGAAUGGAGUACAACGUCACUGGGCGACGUGGCGUCAUUCUUCACACAGACAGAUACCAGUGGGCCUCUUUUCAACCUCUGGAUGGGAUGAGCCAGCGAGAUCGUCUGCUGGCAGAGCUGCUGUACAUGGAGAAACUCCGCGGAGUGAAGCGGAGACGAGAGGUGCUGCCUCACCGAGCCCAGCUGGACCUUGUCAUGGGCGGCAAGAAGAUUGAAAUGGAAGAGAGAUUUGACAUUGCAAGAGAGAUCCAGAAGUUGAAGUCUCUGGUCUUGCCUCAGAAUGCCAAAGACCUCUUCCAUGGACGUGGGUUUCGUCUGCCAGAGAGCCAUGGUUCUGUCAACCCGAGAGGGCAACCAUACGACAUUACUGAGGAAAUUUCGGCGUCGGCGCCAGCUUUAAUGCAGCAGCCAAUCAGGAUGAACCCAGGCUUCCUCUCUCAACGUCAAUCUUCGCAGCAAUCAAUCUUCACCUCAAGUAAAAUGAAGAAACGAGGACAGUUACCAAGCUUAAAUAGAGGCCGUGCAGUGCGAGAUGAGUCUCACCCCAGCCUCAAGUCCCGGCACAGCGUCCUCCCCUCCGUGGAAGCCAACUCCCUCAACCGCAGCCCGGCAGCAUGGGUGGCGGACCAGAACCGCAGGAUCUUGGAAGGUCAAGACAGAGUGGAAGUUACUGUGCCACAAAUAGAAGAUGACAAAUCUAGAGUUCCUGAUAGUGACAUGGAGGUUGACCACAAUGACAUGAGACCAGGAGCUGUCAGUCCUGGACCUCCACCCCCAACCACUGCAGCGCUGACGGUGACCAGCGGGCCGACGGUAGGAGGGGACAGGCACAGUGUCACCCCAGCCAAACCUACGACGCCUCACCCACUCAAGGGUGCUGAGUUGGUGGAGUCCGUGCCAGACAUGGAGAAGGACCAGCUUCGUGCCACUUUCCACCGCCUGGACACCGAUAUGGAUGGGAAUCUCAACUACAACCAGCUGAAAACACAGAUUCCAGACACACUGUCCCAGACACAGGAGCUGUUCACAAAGCAGGUGUAUGACAUCAUCCGCUCCAACAGCGACGCCUUCAAUGUUGAGGACUUUAUGAACAUGAAGCAAUUGACUCAAGCCCUGGAGAACCUAGGGGGAGAUGCCAAGAUGGCCUUUCAGGACCUGGAUACAAACAGCUUGGCAACUGCAAUACGGAAAUUUGUGGGGUUAUUCCAACAAGUUGACCGCAAUAACAGGGGUAAGAUAUCCACAGAGUCCCUGCAGGAGAUUCUGUGUACUGGACUUGAGAAGGACUUGAAGUCUGACCGCAGCCUGUGGACCAGCAUCACAAACACCAUGGGCAUCGACAGCUCAUCGCAUGUCACAAAAAUCGAGUUCCUGGCCCAUCUACCUUAUUUCUUGUCGUGGAUGCCCAAGUCUUGACCAUGCCAGUCACAUCACCAAUACAUGACAAAACUUUCUGUGAUAAGCUGAGAAUAUGGUGAUAUUCCAUAAUGUAAUCUGCUGAUAUGUGAUGAAACUCCCACACUGAGGGAGUUAUGUAGAGGCCGAUGCAUGAUCUCUCUGUAUGCUGGAUUGGAGUGAUAUACUACUGAAGUAAACGUAGAUAUGUUGCCAUGGUUUCUGUAAUGAUUGUGGAAACUGUUGCUUCGAAGCCAUGACACUGAACACACCAUCCUUGCUAAUAUUCUUCAUAUAUAGCCCAACUGGUAUGAGUCUCUAUGUAACACAGUAAUU
Molecule: messenger RNA, 2465 nt
Organism: Haliotis rubra (blacklip abalone)
Lineage: Eukaryota; Metazoa; Mollusca; Gastropoda; Lepetellida; Haliotidae
Exons: 17
Coding region: 147-2150 (667 amino acids)
Molecular function (GO): calcium ion binding
Source: RefSeq, a predicted model, not a curated record